AUGUCUCAGAGUACUCGAUCCAAAUUAGAUUUACAUACAACUGCCAUGUCUGAACUACAGUGUAAAUCAUCUUCUCAACAAAUAAAAAGUGAAAUAGCUUCGCAAUUAGAACAAGCCACAUCUCUGUCGACAAGACACUAUAUUGAAUCAGAUGAUGAUAAUAAAAAAGAAAUUAUUGAUCAGACCCAAUUAUCUUCAAACGGAUCUGGACAACUUGAACAACUUAUUCAAAAACAAUGUGAUUAUUGCUUUAAAAACUCAACAUUUACGUGA
Messenger RNA from Rotaria sp. Silwood2, 273 nucleotides. NCBI's taxonomy places the organism in Eukaryota, Metazoa, Rotifera, Eurotatoria, Philodinida, Philodinidae. The record is from the annotation of a GenBank genome assembly.